ACAUUCCAUCUCAAACCGUCUCCUAGCGGAGCGGAGGCCGUGAUUUGCGGACGAACAUGAUCGGUCGUCAGGCAAAGACCCUGAGAGUCAUGGCGUCUUUCUGCUUCGAGUUAGGUUGGGUCCUAUCCGCCCUGCCAUGCCACCGUGAAACAGCUCAAUGGCCGUAUUGCUCAACGGCCCGACUUUGAACAACGCAGAAACAUUGACGCACAAUUUCCACGCUCAUUCAGCGUGCGGACCGAACGCAACAUGUAUAUGAUAACCCAGCUAUAACGGGCUUAAUAUGUUUCGAACGCUUCCAUGGAGAUCCGGAGGGGUAGGUUUAUAUGGCCAAUAUAGGUAGGGAAAAAACGAUGCACCAGUCAAUCGUUCCUACAUUCGUUUUCUUCAGUUUUCGUGCCUUUGCGCACCUAUCCAUUCUUUCUUAGAGCACCGCUCGUCCACAUUCAUUUCUGUCUGAUCAAUACUCAUCUUGAAGAUGAAGCAUUUUCAACAAUUACUCGCCGCCGGAGCGGGCUUCUCUUCGGUAGCGCACGCCGUCAACACUCUCGUCGAUGUUGGCUACGCAAAGUAUCAGGGAGCCGUCGUCGACUCAGAGCUUGGUGUUUCUGCUUGGAAAGGCAUCCAGUAUGGUGCACCACCUACUGGCGAGCGCCGAUUUGCAGCACCGCAAGACCCUAUCGUCUCCGGUUUCAUCAACGCCACUAGACACGGUGCAACAUGCCCACCCAGCCGUCCUGACGAUUGGACUGUUUCCGGAACCAACGACCGCUUCACCAUUGCUGAAGACUGUCUUUACCUGAGCGUGUAUGCGCCUUCCAAGGCCCGCGUCGACUCGAAGCUACCAGUUGUGGUGUUCUUCCAAGGAGGUGGCUUCUCGUCGCAGUCUAGCGCGAACUGGGAUCCCACUGAGAUCGUAGCAGAUGGCCAGGUCGUCUUUGUUCAAUUCAGCUACCGCGUCGGCUUGUACGGCUUCCUCAGCAGCGAAGCGGUCAAAGCAGGAGGUGGCGAUGUCAACGCUGGGCUGCGCGACCAGAUCAAGCUUCUCGAGUGGGUCAAGGAGCACAUCGACCAGUUCGGUGGUGACCCAGACCAUGUUGUUCUUGACGGAGUCAGUGCUGGUGGAUCGUCUGUUGCGCUCAUGAUGGCAGCCAACACGGGCAAGAAGCUGUUUGCUGGCGGUAUUAUGGAGUCGGGUGGCUGGGUCACGAUGCGCACUCCGGAAUUGGGCGAGGAACAAUACCAGUGCUUGCUCGAAGACAAGGGUUGCGCCAAUGCGACGGACGGCCUCUCCUGUCUACGUGCGUUGAACGAGUCAGCUAUUCGUUCUUCCAACUGCUGGUUCAACCCCAACAUCGAUGGCGACCUCUACACCGACUCGCUUGUGAACCUCUUCGACCAGGGCAAGUACGCAAAGGUACCGACGAUCAUGGGCACCUGCGCUCAAGAAGGCACCAAGUACAACGCGCCAGAAGAUCUCAACACUACAGCCGAUGCAGUCAAAUGGGUAGCCAACCAAGACCCAAGCUUGAGCAACUCUUCCAUCUCGAUCAUCGAUGAUCUCUACAUGAAGCCCGCGAAGCCUUCAUUCCCCGGCAAGGGACUCCACUGGCGCCACGCUGCUGACGCCAUCGGUGAUAUCGGAACUCACUGCCCAACCCGCAACAUCCAGAACGCGAUCGCACGCGACGACGUACCCACGUACAACUACAAGUAUGCUGUACAGGACCCAGCCGACGAGGCAGCCGGCUAUGGCGCUUGGCACACCGUCAACGCAUACGCUUUCUGGGGCGUAAACCGCACCGACGGCGGUGAACCACCUAGCUACUUCACCACCAACGCGCCCAUCAUCAAGCAAGUGCGCAGCUACUGGACCAGCUUCAUCCGCAACCUUGACCCCAACACUGACCGCGCUAACCGUGCUGCUGAGUGGAAGCCGUACACUGGUGCCGAUUCGCGCGAAAGGCUCUUCAUACAGACGAACAACACGAAGAUGGAGCGCAUGAGCCCUGCGCAGGCACUGAGGUGCGACGUUGUCAGGCCGAUGAGCGAUAACCUCGGCAAGCCGGUUGGAAAGGGUGUCGUUACGGAGUUUGAUGUGGAGUUGGCGAAGAAGGUUAAUGGGACGAGUGAGAGUACCGCGUGGAAGAAGGGGAAGAAGCAGGCAAGGAACUUUGCGCUACACUACUGAGCGAUAGACGCUAGAUCAGUCUGUCUGUUUUCUAACUGAGCUUCAUGGCAUCUUGCCUGGCCGCUGUAUGCAUUCUUCAACCUGUAUUCUAUUCUACUUUUCUUAGCUCCGGCAAUGGUCAUGUAGCCAUGUCCCCCCUGUUCGUACAUAACUUUGCACUUCCGCAUGAGCUAGACGUAAUCCUUGCUUUUCACCUUUCCAAAAGAAUUUCCUCCAUGAAACCCUCGGUAAGCUCACCAGCGCCCGGGAUCACUCCAGAAGUUGUUGCGAACUACGAAUUGACAAGAGAGAGGGAUUCUCUGACCAGAGUAGGCGUCUCCGUUUCUACUCAGCCCAGCUCCAUAACACUUU
Alternaria alternata is the source of this 2542-nucleotide messenger RNA. Its product is annotated as alpha/beta-hydrolase. Bases 479 to 2191 code for a protein of 570 amino acids. Lineage: Eukaryota; Fungi; Ascomycota; Dothideomycetes; Pleosporales; Pleosporaceae. The transcript has a single exon. The record is from RefSeq and is a predicted model, not a curated record.